CUCCUCCUAAGCUAGAAUCAAAUCAACUCUUUUCUUGCGACCUUUGUGUGAUUUCUUGUACAUCAAGAGGGAAGCGUUCUUCUUCGUGAAGCUUCCCCCUCUUUUUUUCCCGUUCCUUUGUCUUUAGGGGAUAUGCCAAUUAACUGUAAGAAGUACGAACUUGGUCUAUAGGAGCUGCCAUCAAGAUGUUACCGCUUGAACAUAAGCCCAGGCACUGAGUUUUCUGGAUGGCAGUGACCUGCAGAACCUCCAAGAUAUCUGUUUUCCGUGGUUGCAAUUCUUGUGGGUCCUACUUUUGAUCUCGCAAGUGCUUCAAAGGGCAGGUCUGCACUGCAAGAGAGUGGUGAGAGAGGGAGAGGUAUGGGAGUUGUGCUUCUAGAUUUCUCUCACAAAUUGAUCAAACGACGAGCUUGUCUACGGUGGAAGCAAGCAGAAUCGUUGCGAGGCUUGUGUUCUGAUGGUCUAUGGAAGUAUGCAGUAUUUUGGUCAAUCAAAAACGAGAAUCACGGCAUCUUGACUUGGGCUGAUGUCUAUGUCGACAAGAUGAACAAAAACAUGAGAGAUCAUUAUCGGGACCCAGCUGAUAGUGACAACCAGAUAAUGACACCUACUUGGUCUAACGAUGGCCAAUAUCAAAGCUAUCCAUUUUGCCCCAUCGAGGCAGCAUUACUGCGCAUGUCUAGCCAUUCAUAUUCUCUUGGAGAAGAAAUUAUUGGUAAAGUGGCCGUUACGGGACGACAUUGCUGGAUUUCUUCCAGUGAUCUUCCUUCAACUUUGAUGUACAAGUACCAUCAAGACUGGCAGUUUCAGUUUGCAGCAGGAAUCAAAACAGUUCUCCUUGUACCAGUGAUACCUCAUGGGGUUCUUCACCUGGGAUCUUUACGCAUGGUUUUGGAAAGUUCAGCACUGGCGACACACAUGAAGGAACUGUUCUAUAAGAUUUACAACCCCUCAAUUCCUCAUAAUCCUUCAGCCACAGGGUUCGCCUACUCAAAUACUUUGAAAAAACCUACUGCAGAUGUAUCGGUGGAUCCCACAGAUGUUCUGGACCAUGACUUAUUUGAUGCUAUGAACAAUUCUGCUCAGUUUUUUACCAUUGAACACUUUAGUCUACCACAUCCCUUCACUUCGUCCGAGUAUCCAAUGUUGGAAGAUGUCAUUACAGGAGCGUACGAUAUUGGUCCAACAACUUGCUCAGAUGAUACCUUUGAUGCCAAUGAGCGUGAUCUGUGGACCAAUGUUAAUGAUGCACCAUCUGAACUCACUCACUGCAAGACACUGGUCGACCCGGACAUGACAAACCUCUCAUUUAUGGAUAAGUUGAUCAAUUCCAACAGCAAACUGAGUUGCACAUCAGUAAUUAACAUACAAGAUGAAGAUUAUAAUAAUAUUGAUGAUUUUAUCCUGGCAUAUAUGGCACAAGAAUAUCAGGAGCACGCAUGUGGUAGCACUAUAGUUUUAGAUGAUGAUGUUGUAACUUCAAAUUCUUCAAUUCACUCAAAGAUGCACAAAGAUCUUGAGGCAAUUCCCAGGGAAGAUCUUGAGAGCUUCAUGUGGCAUGGUAGAUUGAAACAACAAGAGUCUACAAACCACUCCCUCCUUCAAGCGAAUGGGAAUAAAGUAUAUUCUUACUCACACCUGGAGACCAAUAAUUAUGCUGAAUUCUUUGUGGAUGCUAUAACCGACCAGGUUGGUAAUAUCCCAAACAGUUACUCGUAUCGCUCGACUGAUUCUUCGACUUCAUGUGAAACACAAAUACAGAGAGAUGAUCAUGCACUGAGGUUGGAUUCUUCGACUUCAUGCGAAACACAGAUACAGAGAGAACACCAUGCACUGAGGUUGGAGGAAUCAGCAGUCCGAGAUCCCUCUGGUGGUCGAGAAUUUUCACCUACCUCAAUCAAAGAAGGCUUCAUGACUUCCAAAAUGACUGUUUCACUUCCUAAAGGAAUCAACAGGACCAUAACUGAAGAAUGCGUGGGUCAUACAAUUCAAGACAUAUGUAGGGAAAUUUCAGUUGAAAUAAAGCAUGAGGGCGGAAAAAACGAACUGCACAGACCAAGACCGAGAGAUAGGCAACUGAUUCAAGACAGGAUGAAAGAGUUGAGGAAACUCAUUCCAAAUGCAUCAAAGUGCAGCAUUGAUGCUCUCCUGGACAAAACAAUAACACAAAUGCUGUUCCUCCAAAGUGUAUCCGAGAAAGCUGAGAAGAAGCAGCUUCAGAGCAAAACAAGAAAUGAGGAGUUCCGUGACGAGGCCAAGAAGCUGGAAAACUGCCCGCUGAGGGUGGAAGAGCUCGAGGAACCUGGUCAUCUUCUCAUUGAGAUAUUGUGCAAGGAGUAUGACAUCUUUUUUGAGGCCGCGCAUCUGUUCAAGGGCCUUGAGGUCAGCAUACUGAAGGGAGAGAUGGAGCAUCGUUCUGGCCAGCUCUGGGCUCGCUUUGUCGUCGAGGCUUCCAAAUGUUCAAACCAGAUGCAGAUUCUUUGUCCAUUGAUGCACCUGCUGCAGAGAAGAUGAUUCCAUUGCCGCGUGUUCAGAGAAUUCUUGCCUCGCCUCACAGUCUCAGCUAGUCCAGUUCCCGUUUCAAUAAGAGUGUCCAGGAGGUCAUGCGUGCAGUGGAACAACAUUGUUCAUUGCAGACAUCUUUUUUCUUUCUGAGAUUUAUGGCAACCCAGAGUUGCUUUUGCUGUUACAGAAUAUACUUCGAUCAGAGGACUGUGAAAUGUUAUGGUAUGAACGGAAUGUACCAGAACUUCAUCUUAGGAAAGAUGCCUAUAAACUAUUCAUUCAAUUUCAAAA
Hordeum vulgare subsp. vulgare (domesticated barley) is the source of this 2796-nucleotide messenger RNA. RefSeq names its product transcription factor EMB1444-like. Gene Ontology annotation, biological process: regulation of DNA-templated transcription. The transcript has 12 exons. The record is from RefSeq and is a predicted model, not a curated record. Bases 361 to 2514 code for a protein of 717 amino acids. Gene Ontology annotation, molecular function: DNA-binding transcription factor activity; protein dimerization activity. NCBI's taxonomy places the organism in Eukaryota, Viridiplantae, Streptophyta, Magnoliopsida, Poales, Poaceae.